CGUCUCAAACCUGAAGCUUUCUGGUGCAUCUUUCCUAAUAUGCUUCCUUUUCCUUUGCAGGUGUGAAUGACAGAGGAGGUGCCCCCAACUGCAGUUAGUGACAUAAACCUGCGUCUUCUCUGCCACGAUGACAUAGAUGUAGUGAAACAGCUCUGCGGUGACUGGUUCCCAAUAGAGUACCCUGACUCAUGGUAUCAGGACAUCACUUCCAACAAGAAGUUCUUUUCCCUUGGAGCCACCUACAGAGGCACCAUUGUGGGAAUGAUAGUAGCUGAGAUAAAGAGCAGAACAAAAGUGCAUAAAGAGGAUGGAGAUAUUCUAGCUUCCAAUUUUCCGGUCGAUACUCAAGUUGCUUACAUUUUAAGUCUAGGAGUGGUGAAAGAAUUUAGAAAACAUGGAAUAGGUUCCCUCUUACUUGAAAGCUUGAAGGAUCAUAUAUCGACAACUGCCCAAGACCACUGUAAAGCCAUCUACUUGCACGUCCUCACCACCAACAACACGGCAAUUAACUUCUAUGAAAAUAGAGACUUUAGACAGCAUCACUACCUGCCCUAUUAUUAUUCUAUCAGAGGGGUCCUCAAAGACGGCUUCACCUACGUUCUAUACAUCAAUGGUGGACAUCCUCCUUGGACAAUCUUUGACUACCUACAGCAUAUUGGUUCAACGCUCGCCAGCCUGAGCCCAUGUUCGAUUCCUCACCGGAUAUACCGCCAAGCCCAGAGUCUCCUCCGCAGCCUGCUGCCAUGGUCUGGCAUUUCCGCAAAGAGUGGCAUUGAAUACAGCCGGGCAACGUGACCCAGUCAGAGGGUGUCGGCAAAGCGAGAGGUUUGAACUCUUCCAACUGUUUUUGUACCUGUGGCUGUUGUCCAUUCUAAUGCCCAAUGUCCCAGCAAUGGCGCACGUCCAGAGGAGCCAAGCUACCUACCUGCGAUGCCCCUUUAUGAACUCUGUCCUCAUUGCAAAGGUGUCAGCCACACAUCACCCUGUCACAACCCUCCUGUCCCCUGUAUUUAUUGAAGAGCAUAUUGCUGCCACAGUCAGCCUGUCUCUCUAAAUGUCAAUUAAAAUGA
This is a messenger RNA of Emys orbicularis (European pond turtle), 1070 nucleotides long. It is a transcript of the gene NAA60, whose product is annotated as N-alpha-acetyltransferase 60, NatF catalytic subunit. The transcript is spliced from 6 exons. Gene Ontology annotation, molecular function: protein-N-terminal amino-acid acetyltransferase activity; histone acetyltransferase activity. Lineage: Eukaryota; Metazoa; Chordata; Testudines; Emydidae. The record is from RefSeq and is a predicted model, not a curated record. Gene Ontology annotation, biological process: N-terminal peptidyl-methionine acetylation. The coding region runs from base 67 to 795 and encodes 242 amino acids. Gene Ontology annotation, cellular component: Golgi membrane.